CACCUCUUCUCCCUCCGUGCUCUCGGAAAAGGUUGUUUAGGACGUAUCUUGUGGUGCUGCGGGGCUGACUUGGGGGCCGGAAACACAGCUCACCGCACACACACGUCGCGCGUGAGGAUGUUCAGGAUGCGGGUGGCGACGUUGUGUGUCAUUGGCGUGCUCGCCGCGAGACCAGGUAGAUCCGCGGUUGCCACGGUUUGGACGUCGACCAAAAUAAUGCAGGGAGAGGGACAGCAGCAGCAGCCGGAGAGCAGUAAGCCUACCCUGGAUGUCGAAGCGCGAGGGACGCAGACGAAGCCGGCAACAACGGUAGAAGAGGCACACGGGGUGAGAGCAAGCGGAGGAGACGGUGCUCGACAUUCCGGAGAAGAAGCUGCUGCGAGUUAUGGUGCCCCUGCUUCUGUUAUCAGUGGGGGGGGCGACGCAAGCGAAGGUCUGAGCUUCGUCUCCUCGAACGAGUACUUGCCGACGACGGGGUCCCCGUGGACUCACCUCGCGGAGCCGUUCCGAGACACGACGUUCACGGCCUACUCUACCCUUGGGCGCCCUGACGCGGACGUAUUCCGGUGGUCGUUUGAGGACGGGACUGUACUGGAAGGAAGAGAGGUGAAGCACAACUUCAAGACGCUCGGACGACAACGGGUGUCCCUCUCGCAGAUCGUUGUGUCCACGGGCAACACCCACCAGACCGUAGACUCCGUCAUGGUUAAGUACGUGCGUCGAGAGAUCCGGUCGUUGACUGACAGUGACAGGGAGGCGUUUUUCGACGCCAUGGAGACGCUCUACCGCCUCCCCACCGUGGAAGGCCACGAGCUCUACGGCGAGGAGUACAAGGGCAUCAACUUUUUCGUGCAGAUGCACCUGAAUGGGGCCGGUGUGUCGGACUGUGAUCACUGGCACGACGAUGCCGGCAUCAUGACGCACCACGUGGGGUACACAUUGCUGUUCGAGCAGGCCCUCCAGGUGGUGAACCCCUCCGUCACCAUUCCCUACUGGGAGUACACCAUCGAAGCCGCCGCAGGGCUUGAAGACUACGAUUCCUCGGAGAUUUUCGCCAGCGACUGGUUCGGCGAAGCAUCUCCAGACAACGAGUUGCACACGGUGGACAAGGGGCGGUGGGCCUUCCUUCCCGUGAUGGAGGCGAGUGCCGACGCGUGGCACUAUGUCCACAACCCUUACGGCCUUCUUCGCUCUCCGUGGAACACCGAUCCGACGCCGUACGUCACCCGCCACAACGUGACCAAUAACAAGGACGUGCAGGGUAUCGUGACCUGCUACGACUACCAGAGCUGCUUCGACAAGGAUAACCUCGCCGACAUGAACAACUGCCUGAACGGGGGCACCCACGGACCGGUGCACAUCAAAGUGGGGGGGGAGUGGAACGAUCCCCAGGAGGGCAUCGUACAGGCUCUUGGGUACAGCAACAAGGUCCCUUUGAUGAGCAAGUACCUCUGGAGAAAGGGCUACCUACGGAUGCCGACUUCUUGCUCGGUCGAGAGCGAAGGCACUGGAGACGCCUCCACCUGCCGCUCCUCCUGCCCUGCUGAGCUGUAUGAGUCGAGGGGGAUGAAGCCCUACGACGUCCUGAUGGACGUUUACGCGCUCCACUGGAUCGCGGAAAGCGCGGGGGGGAUCGUGGUGUGGGACAACAACACGGAGCACUUCACGGUCGCGGGGCACGAACACGACGCAGAGUUCAUGGAGGGGCUGUGGACCAAGGUGCUCACCUCCCUCUGCGACCCCGGGCAUGUCGGCGAGCUGUACACGUCGUCGGCACCGUACGACCCCCUCUUCUGGGUCAUUCACCCUACCGCCGAGAGGUUCUUGGCGUGGAAAAGGAAGCUGGCCAGAGAGCGACCAGACGUGCACCCCUUCAGUGAAGACUGGGGCUACACCCACGGCAAUGUUGUCGGGGAGACGGGGAUGGUGUGCGACUGGUCGGGAGUACGGCAGGGCACCCUCGACAUGCCGACGUGCGUCAAAGGCAUCUGCGGGGGACACUCCGCGGGGGACGUGCUCCCUUUUGGAGUUAAGAUCGGCGGGGAAGUGCGCAAGAUGACCAACGCGGAGUGGCUCGACUUCAUAUACCCGGACAACGAGGAGCUGCCCUACAUGUACGACAGCUUCGGCUGGGACCACUGCGCAGCUAGCGGAUAUCUGAUAGGAGCUCCUGCACCUGAAGGCGAUGACUGACUUGCCGAUAAUACUUUUCUCAUGUUUUUUCUGCUGGUUGAAGAAGGGUUCUGGUGGAAGAAAGCGAACCGCCGGAGGUUAAGAAACGUCCCUUCAUUAUUUGGUCUUUUCCAUCAUUUUUAUGCUGUGUGUUUCGGGGUGGGGGAGCGUGCAGGGCUUUUCGGACGAGAGAGAUGCCGUUGCCGUUGCCACAGGUGCAUGGGGCUGAGGCCGUCUUGUGCCGGGAAGUAGGGACUCAAAGGAGGGUACCGGGUAGGUUUCGCGUGUUUUUUUUUUUUUCGAGUGUGUGUGUGUGUGUGAAAGGGUGUGUCUACGUGCUGGUGUCUCGCAUCGCACGAGUUUUGUCCUCGGCAUUAGCGUGGCAUCUGUUGCUUGGCGUGAAAUGUCCAUGUGUAUGGUGGUGUUGAUCGCGCAAGGCUAUGAAUGCUGCGUGGCCUUGGUGUGUAGCGUUUGCGGUUUAGAGUUACCACCGCUUGCCGUGCCACACGCGCGUAGCAUUGUGUACCAUAUGUGUCUUUUGCUUGUUGGUUUUUCGAGGCGUGUUUGCUCAUUCUUGGUAGGUAUUGUUCCGAUAUCUACGAAAGAGAUUUGCGUGUCGUGCGACCACCUAGAAUGCGCGCGAUGCAGCCUUGUUUCCGCGCCCAGCUCUGUGUCCGCCUCGCUACCCUGUUGAUUACUACUUCGAAGUAUUUGUUUUUCCUUUGAUUUGCGCUUGUCGUUGGUUGACCAAUUUCCCCUGUGCUUGACGAAGUACCAAGCGUUGCUGGAUGAGCUUCUCUCGAGCGGUAAUGGCCAGGGGUCGAUGGUAGUGUUGCCGUAAAAUUGGUUUUAAUUUCGGUGUAAUGUACCAUGAGAGACUUUCGGUCAUUUUUGAGCGCUUGCAAGCUGUGGAUUUUUCCGUUUUACAACACAUUUUUUGUGACGUUUACCUUGCCUGAGUUGUUUGUUUGGAGAGUUUUCUCGACAAGCACGCGUCGCCUUACGUUUGUCGCAAGCGUUCCUGGUACGUGCCUUUGAUCAAUACGGGUUGUUCCUUUAGACCCUUGACGUUUGGCUGUCGCUAUUGCAUGCACCCGAACUAAUAAUAACGAGGCGGUGCCGAAUUCGACCUCGACAAUGUUGGUCGUGUCUGUUGCUGUUGUUGCUGGGGUUGUUGGUUGGUUGUGUUCGCAUUGGAAACCGUACCGGCCUCGAUGCGUCAUGUUCCCCGCCCUGGUCUUCAGGGAAGAAAACACAACAUUCGGUGGCUGCUCACAGAUGAACGUGAACGAAAAGAGAUCGAUCCAGAGUUGGAAGUCUCACCACUCGCAGGAAACGAUGGAAUGAAGAGUUUGCCUGCCACACACUAUCCAAGGCAUCGAAGGAGUGAUGGACCGUGCAACAAGACAUGCAAGCUUCAAGUUCGAGGGUUCACCGCGUUGUGGCAAAUUGGUACGGACUGAGUACCAUUGGAAUGAAGAGUGGGGUGACGCCCGGUCGCACGCAGCGAAAAGCGAUCAUCCACCGCGAAUUUGUCCUGGGACGUUGCUCGCCACCAGUAGGGUUGGUCUCUUGUGAGGCAAAGAAGUACUGGUCUAUCGUGGAGCAUCCCUGGUGAAAGAGGGAUGUUGCUCGUUGCUCGGAGAUGAAUGUGUGCGUCCGGGUUGGCGUCUCUGUGGCAACCAGGAUACAGCUCUUUCGUCGACGGGAGAACACAACUCUAAAUCACUAAUCGUCUCAAGCGUGUCACCAUGAAUAGGGAGAUGGUUUGACGUUCUACCAU
Ectocarpus sp. CCAP 1310/34 is the source of this 3955-nucleotide messenger RNA. Lineage: Eukaryota; Phaeophyceae; Ectocarpales; Ectocarpaceae. The record is from the annotation of a GenBank genome assembly.